Molecule: messenger RNA, 7035 nt
Organism: Dryobates pubescens (Downy woodpecker)
Lineage: Eukaryota; Metazoa; Chordata; Aves; Piciformes; Picidae
Gene: DLG2
Product: discs large MAGUK scaffold protein 2
Exons: 30
Coding region: 1186-4344 (1052 amino acids)
Biological process (GO): chemical synaptic transmission
Cellular component (GO): neuron projection; neuromuscular junction; postsynaptic density membrane
Molecular function (GO): kinase binding
Source: RefSeq, a predicted model, not a curated record
CGGUGCUCGUUGCUAGGGGCGGCGGAUGGCGGCGGCUCCUCCAUGGCGACGGGGCUGAGCGGGGAUCGAGAGCCGGCGGCCGGGACGCGGGGACUCCCCCUAACGGAGCAGGAAGCCUUCGAUGGGGGGAGGCCCAGUCCUCGGGAAAAGGGGAGCGAGAGAGAGGCUCAUACUGAAGCCAACCAGCUGCGCUUCUGAGUGGGGAAACUCUGGACUGAUUUCAUGCCUUGCUUUUUAUUUCAUUAAUACUUCAUUAUCUCUGAAAAUGAACCUUUUGUGAAGCUCUUCUCCUAACCCUUCUUAUUCCUCUUUCAUGAGGUGGCUGCUGUGCAAGGGAAGAAAUGGCAUGAAUUAAAUGAACUCCAGUAUAAAGCAAUCUGCCAAAGUGCCCAGUGAGCAGCACUGUCACUUUAAUAAUUCCAGGUCAAGGGAUUGCUUUCCUCGUUUUCAAUCCUCUCUUAAUACAUGGGAGGAUCAGAGGGACAUUAAAGACCGUAAGACUGGGUGGCUUACAGAUAAAUAGAAAUGGAAGUGACUGGCCAGUGACUUCUGUUGGGUAAGAGGGGAAGGCUGUUGUCUGGUGAGGAAAACAGGACUUUUUCAGUCUGCUGUGUAGUCACCUAAUGCAUAGCUAGCAAAAUUCAUUCAAGAAGUGAAAGAAGUUAAAGAGUCACUUUGGAUUGUUUUUGUCUUCCUCCUUAUUUGGAUUAUUUGAGCGUUUUUGUCCUGGUUUUGAGCAUGUACAGGUGGAGUAUUAAGACAGCUGCCUAGAGAUGGACUGUGCCUUAAUUAUAUUACAUGAAAUCUUUUAAUUUUCAAACUUUGCUGCCAGAAGAGGAGUUAUAUUAAGGUUUUAUAUUGCCGAGAGACAUUUUCUCUUGUAUUUUUAUAGAUUCAAAUAUAUUUUAAAGAAAUUGAAAAGAUCUCUUAAAAAAAUCCAAAAACUUCUUUUUAUUUUUUCCCUUUUCCUUUUUUUCUUUUCUUUCUUACUUGUGGGAAGCAUCGGAAGUCCAAUACAAGGAAACAGCAAGUAUUGAUAGGAAUGAAGAUUGAAGCUGCAUUUCCUAACUGAACUGUAAAAGUGUUUUGCAAUAGAUAGUUCCUGACCUCACAAAGUGUUCCAGUAGUACAUCGUUAAUACCUGUAAAUAAGUGCUUGCAACCAGCUUCAGAAGUAGGAAGAAGAAUGCCAGUCAAGAAGAAAGAUACUGACCGAGCUUUAGUGCUGCUGGAAGAAUACUGUAAGAAAUUAAGGAAGCCAGAAGAGCAACAACUGAAAAAAGCCAUCAGAAAGGUGAUGGGCAUCUUUAGGAGCAGCUUGUUUCAGGCACUUCUCGAUAUUCAAGAGUUUUAUGAAGUGACACUGCUAAAUUCCCAGAAAAGCUACGAGCAAAAAAUAGAAGAAACAAAUCAAGUUGCAGAGAAAUGGGAGAAGACAUCUGCUACAGAACAUGAUAAUCUACAGAAAAACCAAGAGCCUGCAGCUUCCAAUGGAUCAGAAGGACCAGGACAACACAGUGAACACAAUAAGGAGAACCAGACUCCUGAAGACUAUGUGGUAGAUGUGAAGUCAAAGCAGAGCCAUGGCAGAUGCCCAUCCCACAAAUGCUCAGUCGAAACACCUGCCUGGAUACCCAUUCAGCACUCCACCAAAGGCCAAGAGGAAGAAAAUCCCACAGGUAGAGGCCUUCAGCUGGGACCUUUUCCUGAAAUGGAAUGGACUAAUGCACAGAAAUAUCGUUAUCAAGAUGAGGAUGCUCCACAUGAUCAUACUUUGCCUCGAUUAACCCACGAAGUGAGAGGCCCAGAGCUUGUUCACGUGUCAGAGAAGAACUUGUCUCAAAUAGAGAAUGUCCAUGGAUACGUCUUACAGUCGCACAUUUCUCCUUUGAAGGCAAGCCCUGCCCCUAUAAUUGUCAACACAGACACUUUGGACACAAUCCCUUAUGUCAAUGGAACAGAAAUUGAAUAUGAAUUUGAAGAAAUUACUUUGGAGAGGGGGAAUUCUGGCCUGGGGUUCAGUAUUGCUGGAGGAACAGAUAACCCACACAUUGGGGAUGAUCCUGGGAUAUUCAUCACUAAGAUUAUCCCAGGAGGAGCUGCAGCAGAGGAUGGAAGACUCAGGGUCAACGAUUGCAUCUUGCGUGUGAAUGAGGUGGACGUGUCCGAGGUGUCACACAGCAAAGCCGUGGAGGCCCUAAAGGAGGCUGGAUCCAUAGUACGAUUGUACGUUCGCAGGAGGAGACCUAUUCUGGAGACCGUGGUGGAGAUCAAGUUGUUCAAAGGACCUAAAGGUCUGGGAUUCAGUAUUGCAGGAGGGGUUGGAAACCAACACAUCCCUGGAGACAACAGCAUUUAUGUCACUAAGAUUAUUGAUGGAGGAGCUGCGCAAAAAGAUGGGAGGUUGCAAGUCGGAGAUAGACUUCUUAUGGUAAAUAAUUACAGUCUGGAAGAAGUCACCCACGAGGAGGCAGUGGCGAUCCUGAAGAACACCUCAGAUGUGGUGUAUCUGAAAGUCGGGAAGCCCACCACCAUUUACAUGACCGAUCCAUAUGGCCCACCAGAUAUUACUCACUCUUACUCUCCACCAAUGGAAAAUCACAUACUCUCUGGAAACAAUGGCACUUUAGAGUACAAGACAUCCCUGGCCCCUAUCUCACCAGGAAGAUACUCUCCCAUUCCAAAGCACAUGCUUGUGGAGGACGACUACACCAGGCCUCCUGAACCUGUUUACAGCACUGUGAACAAACUGUGUGAUAAACCACCUUCUCCUAGGCACUAUUCCCCUGUCGAGUGUGACAAAAGCUUCCUUCUUACAGCUCCCUAUCCCCACUACCACGUAGGCCUGCUCCCUGACUCUGAGAUCACCAGUCAUUCCCAGCACAGCACUGCAACGCGUCCACCCACAGUGAGCUUGCAGCGGACCAUUUCAGUGGAAGGAGAGCCUCGAAAAAUCAUCCUGCACAAGGGCUCCACAGGACUCGGUUUUAACAUUGUGGGAGGAGAAGAUGGGGAAGGCAUUUUCGUGUCUUUCAUCCUAGCAGGCGGGCCUGCCGACCUCAGCGGAGAACUGCAGCGAGGAGACCAAAUUUUGUCUGUGAAUGGUAUUGAUCUUCGAGGUGCUACCCAUGAGCAGGCUGCAGCUGCGCUGAAGGGAGCAGGGCAGACGGUAACAAUCAUAGCACAAUACCAGCCAGAGGAGUACGCUCGGUUUGAGGCAAAAAUCCAUGACCUACGUGAGCAGAUGAUGAAUCACAGCAUGAGUUCUGGGUCUGGCUCCCUGAGGACUAAUCAGAAGAGGUCACUGUAUGUCAGAGCCAUGUUUGACUAUGACAAGAGCAAGGACAGUGGCCUCCCAAGCCAAGGGCUCAGUUUUAAGUAUGGAGACAUUCUUCACGUCAUCAACGCCUCAGAUGAUGAAUGGUGGCAGGCAAGGAGAGUCACUCUGGAGGGAGACAGUGAGGAGAUGGGAGUCAUACCCAGCAAGAGAAGAGUUGAAAGGAAGGAGCGUGCACGUUUGAAGACGGUGAAAUUCAACGCGAAACCUGGCGUGAUCGAUGCAAAAGGGUCAUUCAAUGACAAGCGUAAAAAGAACUUCAUCUUUUCACGAAAAUUCCCAUUCUACAAGAGCAAGGAGCAGAGUGAGCAGGAAACAAGUGAUCCAGAACAACAUGUUUCUUCUAAUGCCAGCGAUAGUGAAAGUAGCUACAGAGGCCAAGAAGACUGCAUCUUUUCUUAUGAACCUGUCAGCAGACAGGAAAUCAAUUACACCAGGCCGGUUAUCAUCCUGGGUCCCAUGAAAGACCGGAUCAACGAUGAUUUGAUAUCUGAAUUCCCUGAUAAGUUUGGGUCGUGUGUACCACAUACCACGCGGCCAAAGCGUGACUACGAAGUGGAUGGCAGAGAUUAUCAUUUUGUCAUUUCGAGAGAACAAAUGGAAAAAGAUAUCCAAGAGCACAAAUUUAUAGAAGCUGGGCAGUACAAUGAUAAUCUAUACGGAACUAGUGUCCAGUCUGUGAGAUUUGUGGCAGAAAGGGGCAAGCACUGUAUACUUGACGUGUCAGGAAAUGCCAUCAAACGGCUACAGGUUGCACAGCUCUAUCCCAUCGCUAUCUUCAUUAAGCCUAAAUCGUGGGAGCCUCUGAUGGAAAUGAACAAACGGCUCACAGAGGAGCAAGCGAAGAAAACCUAUGACCGAGCAAUUAAACUAGAACAAGAGUUUGGAGAAUAUUUUACAGCUAUUGUCCAAGGAGAUAGCUUAGAAGAUAUAUAUAAUCAAUGCAAACUUGUAAUUGAAGAACAAUCUGGGCCUUUCAUCUGGAUUCCUUCAAAGGAAAAAUUAUAAAUUAGCCACUGCACCUCUGAUUACGGCGGAAGAAUAUUUAGAAGAAAACUAUAAUAUACUAUUUGGAGGCUUUCCUGUUUUUGUUGCAUUUAUGUUCUUUGCAGUCAAUGUGAAUUUUGAUGAAUGUACAACACAAAGUGUUUGAAGCCAUGAAGGACACUGAUGGGUCAAAGGGUAGGAACAAAAAGACUUCUACCAUGUUGUGUGCUCAGAGCACGAGUUGUAGGUACAAACUUUUGACAUGGAGACUCUCUGCCAAGGGGAGCUAGCCACCUCCUGUGCCCAUGUGGACAUUUUGAUCGAUUUCAAUGGCUGAGCUCAGUGUGUUGAUUGCUUUAAAGAGAAGUUCCCAGCUCUUGAAUCUCAUAUAGGGCUUGAUCCUGCAAGGCGCUCAGCACUUGACCCCAGUUCCUACACAGGUAGCCCGUUGACUUGGAGUCACUUGUGACCCUACCCUAUGCCGUUCAGUCCCAUCAGAUCCAGUAGGACUAUUCGUGUGCUCAAAGCUAAGCACGGGCUUAAGCAUUUUGCUAGAUCAGGGCCACAUGCACCUUGCAAAAUCAAGCUCAGAGUACUUGGUCCGCUUCCUACUGAAGUCACUGGUCGGAUGCUCUUUGACUUGACCGGGAGGUGAGUCCGAGCCUAAGCUUGUCGUUGCACAUUUGUAGUUGGUACACCUCGACUUUGGUAACUAUGCACAUCUUUUAAUUUCUGAAACCAAGUCAAGCAUUUCUUUUUCUCCCCUUUGGAAACACUAUUGUGUCAGGAGCUAACAGCAGUGUAGUGUAUUUGGAUGGAGUUGCAGGGUGGGAGAGGACGGAUGGAAGCGUUUCACAUCACACACACGUGCACGCAAACACAUUCACACGUGGAAACACAUCCGCGAGGAUGCACAGCACCUAUGCUGACGAGGAGGGAUACAACUGGGAAAAGCUUUAACAUUUUUGAUUGUCUAUUUUAUCAUUUAUAUUGAUAGAAGGCACUUAAAGAUGGAAUAAUUUAUAAAAAUAAAAGUAUAUUGAUGUAUAAAAAACUAAUUUCUAUAGGUAAAAAUGUUUUUGUGAGAUAUUUUGUAAAGAUUAAUUAAUUGAAAGAUUAACUAUUUACACCCUUGUGUGACUGUAAAAUGUAAAGAGGACCAUCAAGCUGCAUUAUCCUUUUUUCAAACCAGAUUCUCUAUUAUUAAUGACAAGGAAAAUAACUCCUGAAAUUGUAGUUGCCAGCUUGUUCUUCUCUCAAUUUAAUCUUCUCCCUUGCCUCUAUUUAAUCACGAUGAACACCGUUGCGGAAAGAUCUCUUGAACUUAAUGCCCUGUAGGACCUUUUCUGAACACAGAAGGAUAAUGCAUCUUUGAACUGAAACAGGUAAUUCUUCAGAAGCAAAAUGUCAGUGCUUGACUGUAGUUAAUUAUUUCUCUCUUGGAGGGGGAGUCACGCUUCACCCUACAAUGUUGUAUGAUUCGUCCCGUUUCUUUAAAGGAAGCACCGAAAGCAUUGGAUCUUUCCUCUCUUUGUAGACAGGCAGGUCACCAACUAAGCUGUAUCUUCAUUCAUUUCACAGUCCACAAGGGUCUUAAAAGCAAAAAUUGAGGCAAUGGAGAUUGUGAGGGAUUUGGGGAAAGUCUGUGGAAUUGCAGUUUGGGGUGCAUGGAAAGGGAGAGCAAGGUAUUUUUAUCUCCUUGUACGUCGCCCUUCCUGUGUGUGCUGAUGCCAUUCUUCACUCUGCCAUACAAGGGGACAGCUGUAAGAGGUACUAUGACAGGAAACUGAAUUACCUUUGCUGCUGCUGGACCAAGUUUCUAUAAAGCCCACACUCUCCUGCCCGCUGCGUCGCAGGAGUCCAGCGCUGAGCUGGUGGCUACAGUAACCCUAAUAGUGAAGGCUGUUUAAGGGCAAACGCUAAACAGACUCCUUGGUUACUUGUCUAUGGGAAGCUUAGGUUCCUGUACCCUGUCAAGCUGCCAGGUAUACCCAGCCAGCCUCCGCCCGCAGCGUGACGAGCUGGAUGCUUGCAAUAUAGCCACCAGCAGUGACAGGGUCAAAAACAUGGGCAUCUGGGUGGCCCUGAGGUCGCCUUUCACUUACUGCCCUGCUAUGAUAACUCGGAGAAGUUCACACUUCUUUUAGCACUACUUUUCUUGCCUGGCCAGCGCAGACUUAUAAAGAAGGGUUUCAGUUAAGUCUCCGAAAGAGCUUUGUCAUCAGAAGGGCUAGACUUUUUUUUUUACAAAAUAUAACUGAAUGAAAGCUUUGACUUUGGAUAAUUCUGCAGAAAUCCACAGAGUGACCCCAGAUCUUCGGGAGCCGUGGAGUUUUUUCCAUGCUGGCAAAACACUGUUGCCACGGGUUGGGGAGUAGCCCACCAGACCUGGAAACCCAAGUAUCCUAAAGCAGGAACUUCAUUCUAAUUCUCAGCUCUGUUUUUAAGCAAUCAGUCACAUCUGCUUCUUUGUUUCUUAGUUCAGCAUGCAGCCCUUUAUGGUACUAUCCUACUAGUAACUGUUUUGCUUUGUCAUGUGCUGUGCUUUAUGGUGAACAGUAACACUAUGGCUGAGUACAAUCAAUUUUUCCAUCAGUCCUUGGUUACUGUAGUAACAUUAUUUAUUUCCCCCGUCUGUUGUUUGUGCUUCCAAUUUAGAGUUGCCAUUGCACUUCUCUUUUUAUUUUGUUUUUGUUUCCUUUCCCUUUUUUU